AUGACAACAUUAAAAGGCAUUUUCCCUGAUUCAAGUACGUCAGUAAUUGGAAUUAUUCGCUGACAAUAAAACAAUAAAAUAAUUUUGUACUUGUGUAUAAUCACCUUUAUUUCAAAUUAAUGAUUAAUAUCUUUUUUCUUUCUAGAAUCAAUAAAAGGAAAAAAUUUUAUAUAUGAAAAUGUGAAAAAUCUUCGUCAAUUUCAUGCUAAUAAAGGAACAGAAGAAACACAAAAAUCACAAGUAUCCAAUCAAAGAAAGACGAUUAAUAAUGCUAACUGUAGUAAUAAUUACAACAAUGUUUUACCCAAAGUUAACACAAAUCUUCGAAUGAGAAAACACGAUACUAAUGCGAAUAUAAAUGUAAAUACUAAAUUAGAUCAACAUCAAGAAUUAUGUAAGAAAACGAGUGUGUCAACUUUAAACAAAAAUAAUGUUCCUAUGAAAAAGACAAUACAUUCGAUGAGUAACAAUUUGUUAGUUAAGGAAAGAAAGAAAGGACAUAAGGAAUUACAUAAAUGUAAGCAAAAAUUGCAUGAGAAUGUUUCAUUAGAUCCUGAUAUUUCACAUAAAUCUGUUGGGGAUAAUGAUAACUACAUAAAAGUUCAAGUUAAAGUUAAAAAUCAAGGUAUUCAAACAUUGGAUACGAAUGAAAUUGAAAAUUUAUAUUCUGAAGGGAUAGUUAAAUAUCCUUCAAAGAAAUAUUUGGAUUAUAAUGAAGUAAUAAAAAAUGAUAUAAAUGAAGAAAUCAAUGUAUCUUCGAGGAGUAUAACAAAUUCACCAUUGGAUCAAGGAGAUAUUCAAGUUCUCGAAAAAAAUGCACAAAAUAAAAAGAAUAAAUGUGAUACAAAAAAUUACAAAUCUUUAUCGUCUAAAGAAGUAAAUUUUAUUAAAUUAAACAAAGAACAUAGCUUUGCAACUAAUAAAACGAUAACUCAAGUAAAUAACAACGCUAGUAACAAUACGAACAACAACAACAACAACAAUAUUCCUACAAACUAUCGCAUGGGUGUAGUUCCGAAAUAUAUUAAAAAUAGAAAGGAAAUUCAAGAAAAGAUGCAGAAAGCUAAACAAGAAGAAUUAGAUCCUCAUUGUCCAAAUGGUCAUGUUCCAUUGCCUGAUAAUGAGCGCAAGGAAACAUUGCAAAUGUUAAAAAAAAAUUACCAAGAUUACGUAAAUGAAUUAAAUAUGAUGCCCAUAAAAGUGGAUACUCUUAGGGCGCAGAGACGAAAAAUAGAAAUAGAAAAGCAAUUGAAUAAAUUAGAAGAAGGGAUAAAAGUUUUCUCAAGACCAAAAGUUUAUGUAAAAAUGAAUGCCUGAAUUAUUCUUUUGUUAUAUAAAAUUAUAUAAUUUAAUAUAUAAGAAACAGGAAUGGAACAACAAAAAAAGCUCCUAA
Heterotrigona itama is the source of this 1393-nucleotide messenger RNA. Lineage: Eukaryota; Metazoa; Arthropoda; Insecta; Hymenoptera; Apidae. The record is from the annotation of a GenBank genome assembly.